AUGAAUACCCUCAUCGCAAGGAGACCACUACUGAGACAAAAACUCGCCACCGUUACAGCUGCACUCACGUUCGCCAACGCCAUGCAUAUCCAGUCGAUCCCCAUGUGGGUGGGCAGUAGUAACAACUACGCCUACCUGGUCAAGGACGACAAGACCAACGAUGCCGUCAUCAUUGACCCGGCCAACCCGUCCGAAGUGACACCCGUGUUGCAAAAGGCUAUCAAGAGCGGCGAGAUCAACCUCACGGCCAUCGUCAACACGCACCACCACUGGGACCACGCGGGCGGAAACAAGAAGCUGCAAGGCGAGCUGGGCCUGGAUAAGCUCCCCAUCAUCGGCGGCAAGGACUGCGAGGGCGUGACGCGGACGCCGGGCCACGGCGAGUCGUUCAAGAUUGGCGAGGGCAUCGCCGUCAAGGCGCUGCACACGCCGUGCCACACGCAGGACAGCAUCUGCUGGUUCAUGCAGGACGGGGACCAGAAGGUCGUGUUUACGGGCGAUACGCUCUUCAUCAGCGGCUGCGGCAAGUUCUUCGAGGGUAACGCGGAGGAGAUGCACAGCGCACUAAACAAGACGCUGGCCGCGCUUCCCGACGACACGGUCGUGUUUCCCGGCCACGAGUACACCAAAUCCAACGUCAAGUUCGCCGCGUCGGUGCUGCAGAACGAGGCGAUCCAGAAGCUGCAGGCGUUCGCGGAGAAUAACAAGGAGACGCAGGGCAAGUUUACGAUUGGGGAUGAGAAGAAACACAACGUCUUUAUGCGCGUCGAGGACCCCGAGAUUCAGAGGGUGACGGGGGAGAGCGAGCCCGUUUCCGUCAUGAACAAGUUGCGUGAGAUGAAGAAUAACUUCAAGUGA
Molecule: messenger RNA, 858 nt
Organism: Colletotrichum scovillei
Lineage: Eukaryota; Fungi; Ascomycota; Sordariomycetes; Glomerellales; Glomerellaceae
Product: hydroxyacylglutathione hydrolase
Exons: 10
Coding region: 1-858 (285 amino acids)
Molecular function (GO): hydroxyacylglutathione hydrolase activity
Source: RefSeq, a predicted model, not a curated record